UCAUUGACAGUUUCAAAUUUUAACGCAAAAUUUAAUGCUUCCACAAAAUUAGUAAAAAGUGAAUCUGAGUGAAAGUAACAAGGCUGUAAAUAUAAUAUUUGAACCAUCAAAAAUUCCAGAUUAACAAGUAUGGAUGAGGUUCAUCGGGCACACAAGCAGGAGUCGGACAAGUUGGAGCACGAUAUAGAGGACUCACAGAUGAGCAUCGUAAAUUGUGAAGCAAGUGCACCAAAAUUGGAGGACCGAUUUCGGUUCUUCCAAGAAAUGAGGGGGUAUGUUCGCGACUUGGUUGAAUGUUUGAAUGAAAAGGUUCCGAUGAUCAAUGACUUGGAGACGAGGAUGAAUAAUUUACUCAGAAAUAGGUCGGCCAAAUUUGCGAGCCGUCGUCAACAGGAUAUACAAGAUCAAUGCCAAGCUUACAUGACAAACAAAGCACAAGUUGUUGUAGAUCAUGACAAUCAGCUUAGACAGCGUAGGAUAGCUGAAAGAGAGGCUAGAAGGGCUCGGAGACGGAGAGGGCGGGAAGGAAAGAACAUCUCGGGUCAUCACGAGGGUCUGUCAUCUGACGAUGAAGAGAAUCAAUCAGAAAUUACUAAAUAUUGCCAGGAAAGAGAUGAGAUAGAGAUGAGAGCAUCUGAAGUGAUAGAGGAUGUGGUAGACGACUUCAGUGAUACAGAUUGUGUUAGAGAGAGAUUCAUGAGCUGGAAACGGAAAUACGGUGACACAUAUAAAGAGGCUUAUAUAGGACUUUGUCUCCCUAAACUUGUCAACCCAUUUGUGAGACUGCAGUUAAUCAACUGGAAUCCAUUUGAUGAACGGUGUAAAGACGUUGAAGAGAUGAAAUGGUUUGAUUCCCUGUUAUUCUAUGGUUUUGAAGAAGGCAGCCCAAUAGAUAAAGAUGAUGAUGAUAACAAACUUAUACCAGCUGUAGUAGAUAAGAUAGUGCUACCUAAACUCUCCUAUUUAGCAGAGAAUGUAUGGGACCCUCUGUCAACAACCCACACUUGUAGGUUUGUCAAACUUGUUAAAAAGUUACUGAAAGACUAUCCAACAGUGAAUGCGAACUCGAAAAAUACACAAAAUUUACUGAAGGCAUUAGUUUUACGGAUGAAGAAAACAUUAGAUGAUGAUGUUUUUAUGCCUUUAUAUCCAAAAACAGUUCUGGAGAAUAGAAAUUCUGGACCAAGUGUGUUCUUUCAUAGACAGUCAUGGACAUGUAUAAAAUUAUUGGGGCAUUUCUUAUCAUGGGAUGGUAUAAUCUCGAGAAAGGUAUUACAGGGUCUAGCUCUAGAUGGUCUCCUCAACAGAUAUAUAUUGCUUGGUCUACAGACUGCUCCCUUCAACCAGGAAACACUUCUCAAAUGUCAAACGAUUGUUUCUUCUCUGCCAAAAACUUGGUUUGAAGAGCUGAACGAGGACAAGACAAUACCCCAGCUUUGAAAACUUUUGUCGAUUUCUUUGUAUGCUGCACAGCUGUUGGAGAAAGCUGCUGUGACUUCAUCAGAAA
This is a messenger RNA of Ruditapes philippinarum (Manila clam), 1507 nucleotides long. RefSeq names its product PAX3- and PAX7-binding protein 1-like. The coding region runs from base 130 to 1440 and encodes 436 amino acids. Gene Ontology annotation, biological process: mRNA splicing, via spliceosome. Gene Ontology annotation, cellular component: nucleus. Gene Ontology annotation, molecular function: DNA binding. The transcript has 11 exons. The record is from RefSeq and is a predicted model, not a curated record. NCBI's taxonomy places the organism in Eukaryota, Metazoa, Mollusca, Bivalvia, Venerida, Veneridae.